AUGUCUGCAGAUGUGUGGGUGGGGACCUGGCGCCCUCACCGGCCCAGAGGGCCAAUCGCUUCCCUCUACAGCAGCCCCGGACCCAAAUAUGCUCUCCCAACAAAUGUAGGCUAUCCGCUACACGACCCUUCUCGCUACCGGGCUCCCGCAUAUAGCUUUGGGAUCCGCCGGCCACAAGAGCUAGUGGGCUGCUCCCCCGGGCCAGGCUACCUCAUCCCAACCAACAUGACCAUGAGAGGCAAGGACGGGAUUCCGGCAUUCUCCAUCUACGGACGCCCCAGGGAUGUGAUGUCUUUUAUGACUCCAGGCCCAGGCCGGUAUUCGCCAGAGAAAGCAAAGAAUGUGGCCUACCCUUCUGCCCCCAACUACUCUCUCGCUUCCCGGACGAAGAACUUCGAUUACGACCAGUCACCAGGGCCUGCAGCCUACGGCCUCCCUCCCAUGCUUGGGCCCAAGGUGAUCGGCAAGAGCACCGCCCCCAAUUACUCCAUUUUUGGACGCAGCAUGGUUGGGAGUUUCUAUGAGGACCUCAGCAGGACGCCAGGGCCCUGCAACUACCGCCUGGUGGAUCCCAGUGUCUACAAGAACCGCCCACCCCACUUCAGCAUGCUGGCCCGCAACAUGCCUCCAGGAGACAACACUUUGAAGCCGGGUCCAGGAGCCUACAGCCCAGAGAAGCACACCCCACAACGUGGCUUGACCUUUGGGAUCCGCCACUCGGACUACGUGGCUCCUCUCAUUGUGGACGUGGCAGAUUAAGCUGGCCCCACCGGUGGAGAUGGUCUGGACAAGAAAUGUUCCUUUGGAAACACGUGAAUCUCUCGAUGCUCUGUGUUGUUGCUUGAGACUGGUGCCUGGGGAGGGAAGAGGGGUGGGCAGCAUCCGAGGCC
Messenger RNA from Zootoca vivipara (common lizard), 890 nucleotides. Its product is annotated as ciliary microtubule associated protein 1A-like. NCBI's taxonomy places the organism in Eukaryota, Metazoa, Chordata, Lepidosauria, Squamata, Lacertidae. The record is from RefSeq and is a predicted model, not a curated record. Gene Ontology annotation, cellular component: cytoskeleton.